Messenger RNA from Manis pentadactyla (Chinese pangolin), 12547 nucleotides. RefSeq names its product POU class 2 homeobox 1 (gene POU2F1). The coding region runs from base 8 to 2206 and encodes 732 amino acids. Gene Ontology annotation, molecular function: DNA-binding transcription factor activity, RNA polymerase II-specific; RNA polymerase II cis-regulatory region sequence-specific DNA binding. The transcript has 16 exons. Gene Ontology annotation, cellular component: nucleus. The record is from RefSeq and is a predicted model, not a curated record. Gene Ontology annotation, biological process: regulation of transcription by RNA polymerase II. NCBI's taxonomy places the organism in Eukaryota, Metazoa, Chordata, Mammalia, Pholidota, Manidae.
GCCGCGCAUGUGCAGAGCCCAGGCGGAAAACAUGAAGCCAUGGGAGGACUGGCAGGUUGAGGGCGCUUUAGCUACGAAGAGCCGCGGCGGCCGGGAGGCGCGUGCGCACGGCGCCCAAGAAGACUCAAGAAUGAACAAUCCGUCAGAAACAAGUAAACCAUCUAUGGAGAGUGGAGAUGGCAACGCAGGCACACAAACCAAUGGUCUGGACUUUCAGAAGCAGCCUGUGCCCGUCGGAGGGGCAAUCUCCACGGCCCAGGCCCAGGCUUUCCUCGGACAUCUCCAUCAGGUCCAGCUCGCGGGAACAGGCUUGCAGGCUGCUGCUCAGUCUUUAAAUGUACAGUCGAAGUCUAAUGAAGAAUCGGGGGAUUCACAGCAGCCCAGCCAGCCUACCCAGCAGCCUUCAGUGCAGGCGGCCAUCCCCCAGACCCAGCUUAUGCUGGCUGGAGGACAGAUAACUGGGCUCGCGCUCACGCCCGCCCAGCAGCAGCUCCUGCUCCAGCAGGCGCAGGCGCAGGCGCAGCUGCUGGCGGCCGCCGUGCAGCAGCACUCGGCCGGCCAGCAGCACGGCGCCGCCGGGGCCGCCAUCUCCGCCUCCGCCGCCACGCCCAUGACGCAGAUCCCGCUGUCGCAGCCCAUUCAGAUCGCGCAGGAUCUGCAGCAGCUGCAGCAUCUUCAGCAGCAGAACCUGAACCUGCAGCAGUUCGUGCUGGUGCACCCGACUGCCAGCCUGCAGCCCGCACAGUUCAUCAUCUCGCAGCCGCCGCAGGGCCAGCAGGGUCUCCUGCAAGCGCAAAAUCUUUUAACGCAACUACCUCAGCAAAGCCAAGCCAGCCUCCUCCAGCCACAGCCAAGCAUCACCCUCACCUCCCAGCCAGCAACCCCGACGCGCACGAUAGCAGCAACCCCAAUUCAGACACUUCCACAGAGCCAGUCAGCACCAAAGCGAAUUGAUACUCCCAGCUUGGAGGAGCCCAGUGACCUUGAGGAGCUUGAGCAGUUUGCCAAGACCUUCAAACAAAGACGAAUCAAACUUGGAUUCACUCAGGGCGAUGUUGGGCUCGCUAUGGGUAAACUGUAUGGAAAUGACUUCAGCCAAACGACCAUCUCUCGCUUUGAAGCCUUGAACCUCAGCUUUAAGAACAUGUGCAAAUUAAAGCCACUUUUGGAGAAGUGGCUAAAUGAUGCAGAGAACCUCUCGUCCGAUUCGGCCAUCUCCAGCCCCAGUGCCCUGAAUUCUGCAGGGAUGGUAAUGGAGGGCUUGAACCGCAGGAGGAAGAAGCGCACCAGCAUAGAGACCAACAUCCGUGUGGCCUUAGAGAAGAGUUUCUUGGAGAAUCAAAAGCCUACCUCGGAAGAGAUCACCAUGAUUGCUGAUCAGCUCAGUAUGGAAAAGGAGGUGAUUCGUGUUUGGUUUUGUAACCGCCGCCAGAAAGAGAAGAGAAUCAACCCGCCAAGCAGUGGUGGGACCAGCAGCUCGCCUAUCAAAGCAAUUUUCCCCAGCCCAGCCUCACUGGUGGCAACCACGCCGAGCCUUGUGGCGAGCAGUGCCGCGCCCACCCUGACGGUCAACCCGGUCCUCCCGCUGAGCAGCGCCGCGGCCACUAACCUCUCGGUUCCAGGCACUACAGACACCACGUCCAGCUGCACGGCCACCGUGAUUUCCACAGCGCCUCCGGCCGCCCCAGCCACAUCCCCCUCGCUGAGUCCCUCCCCGUCUGCCUCGGCCUCCACUAGUGAGGCAUCUAGUGCCAGUGAGACCAGCACAACACAGACCACCUCUGCACCCUUGUCCUCGCCUCUCGGGCCCAGCCAGGUGAUGGUGACAGCACCGGGGCUGCAGACAGCCGCGGCUGCCGCCCUGCAAGGUGCCGCUCAGUUGCCAGCAAAUGCCAGUCUUGCUGCCAUGGCUGCUGCUGCGGGACUGAACCCAGGCCUGAUGGCGUCCUCACAGUUUGCAGCUGGGGGUGCCUUACUCAGCCUCAACCCCGGGCCCCUUGGCAGCGCCCUCAGCCCGGCCCUGAUGAGCAACAGUACACUGGCGACUAUUCAAGGAUUGCUUCAUGGAUUGGAGAACUUUCUAACCAAAAAUUUUAAAAAAAAAGGAACAAAAAAAUCAAAAACAAACAUAAAAAAGCGAAAGGACUACUUAUCAUUUCCAGCAGUCAGGAUGACAAGUCAAGGUGGGUUACCAACUUCAGUAUAGGAAGGGGGUUUCUUGUUUGUCUAAAUUUCUUUUCUUCUUAAGAAAAUCAUUUCUAUGGGUCUGUUGUACAGGCCAUUAAGUCAUAACAAGGUGUUUAUAAUCGUAUCAAUUGCGUUGGGGGUUCCUUUCUAACUGGUACAAUGUAGGCAGGCCUGUAUUACUGUAUCUCUGUUAUUAUGGUGGUUGUUACUGUUUUUUUUAUAUAUAUAUAUAUAUAGUUUGGACAUGUUUAUCUCUUGCUCCUGGAUCCUGUUUCAGUGAGCUCCCACACUGUGGGGAGGGAGGGUUUGGGCUAAGGGGGACUUAGGUUCUUAACUGCGGGGAAUGUUCUUGCUGGUUCCUUACCCUUGGUGACUCUUACAGAGGUGCUAGAAAAUUAUUUUCUUUGGCCACUUAUGCAAGAGGCUCGGUGCAGAAGCUGAAGGCAGUGUGUGCGCAUGCCCGCACUGCACGCGCGCCCCGCCCCGUCAGGUGGUGCCUUUGGAGCACUUUUGCGUAGGAAGGAAUUCCUGCUGAACCGCAGCGCUCGCUCCCCCCGAAUCACUGAGGACCCGCGGCCCAGCCCCUGCUGCGUUCGGGGGGAUGCUGGGCGCGUCGCAGGGCAGGAUUGGGUUCCGAAGAGCAAAGACUACUGCUGACACCUGACUUGGUGGUUCUCCUGACUUCUUAUCUCCUGAAAAAUGCUCCUACUGUUGGUGUGUGUGUUUAUUUUUUCCACUUUGUGGAGGUUUUUCAUCCCAACUUCCUUUGACUUGGCAAAGAACAGAUUGAUUAUUGAAACUGGGAAAACUUUUCCCCUCUUUAGUUUUCUCAUGGAGCUCUGCUGCGUUGCCCCUGCACGGGUACCACCGGAGGAGGGUCUGAGGCCGCCGCCUUCUUCCCUGGCCACAGACUUCCUCUCCCCGGGCGGCUUACAAGGUCCCGACCCUGAGCCCCGCGCUGCUCUCUGACCAGAGGGCGCUUGCCAGCUGGGCGCGGGGCCCGCAGCGCCCCUGAGGGCCUGCGGGCAGGAGUCUGUUCGCGGUGCUCCCACUGGGGCCAUCUGAGUGGUAUUUGUGUUCAGGGUGUUUCUAGACUAUGGAAAUGAGCCCAUGGAAAGCAGAUGAGUUGGUGAAAGUAGAUGAAGAGGAAUGAGGAUAACUUGGAAAUUAGAUUCCCCUUUUUGUCAGGGUACUAUCCUUAUAGUAUGAAUCUGUACCAAAACCCCCCCCAAAGACCGGGUCAGCACAGCUCCCUGAGCCGCCUCUCAUGGGAGUGCCGGCUCCCGCCGGGGGCUGGGGCGCCUGCUGACGUCUCUAGUGGUCCCCCUUCGGAGCUGGGGACUGAGUCACAGAUCAUCGUCGUUCUCGUUGUCUGCUGUGUCUGCGAGGGGGCUUGGGGUCCAGGGUCUGCCUCUCCACCCGCGGUGUCAGGAAGACAGGGACAUAGAUACAGUGCGUAUUUUUGCUCGUGACCCUCCAAGUAGGAGGCAGGCACAUGAUAUUAAGGGCCCGAGACAUUUUAGUCCCCCGGUUGAUUUUUCUUUUGUUCUUCUGUCUUCCCAUUUUAUUUCACAAAAUAUUUAAUUACCACCCUAAAUUUCCUCUCGUCACCCUUCACCUUCCCUAAAAUGCCUCCAAAAUCAGUGAACUGCAAGCAGGGAAACUAACAAAUGUCCAUCCACCUUUUCUAUGUGUGGUGUGUUUUUAAUGUUUUUUGUUUAACUAAGCUUGAACCAAAGUCAAUUUUUUAGCAAGCUGCUGUACUAAUGGACUAGUUUUUAACGUGCAGUUCAGACACAUUGAGAUAGAUGCUACUGACAAUUUCUUUUUUCAUUUGUCUUUAUUAAUUUUAUAUAAAAGUUGCUGCUUGUUUUUAAUCUUUUAUGUUGGUAAAUUUUAAUAUCCUCUGGGCAGACAUUAACUUGAUUUUUAGGUAGUUUAUUUCGUUUGGUGUGUAACUAGAAUGGCAGUGUCAGUUACUAAUUUUCCUUCUCUCCAUCCAGCUAUUUUUCUGGUGUAGUCAAGUUUAAUCUCUUCUCCUGCCCUGACAUCUCUAACUUUGGUCUGUGCAAGUGAUACUAGGGCCAUGGACAGUGCCGUAGCUGCCCCUGGGAGCGAGCCCUCCCUUGGGGGUGCUGAGCUAGGAGGAAGGGUUCAGGGGGGGAGUGCUGAUGCCCACCGUACUGGGUUAGAGGUUGACGGCAUUGAUUUCCCCAGAUUUCUACCAAAGCAAGUGUUCAGUCCAGGGACCCCAGCCCAGUGGAUUAUGAAAAGGGCCAAGAAAAGGCUAUCUUGUUUCUUUGUUUGCCUGUGUGAUUGAAAAGAUGUUCCCCUCUCCCAAAUGAGAAUUCACAGACUUUAAUAGUUAAAGGAUAGUAAGCUUUAAAUGUCAAUGCGACGGUCUUCUGUUUCCUGCCCCGUCUGUUUUCUCUAGUCAGUUUGGGAUAAGGAGAUGCUGCCUUUGUGUGUGUGUAAGAUCACUUGGUGAGGGUUAAACCUUAAACCAGCACAAAAAUCUGUGUCCAAAAGAAGAAAUAAAUCCUUAGACAAAGGUAACUUUAAACAUUUUUCUCUUCUCUUACUUAAAAACAAAUUGUGAAAUGGAAGGUACAUUUGUACAUGUACAACGUGAAACACUAAAACAGCUGUUGGUAGGUGUUUGGGUUAAAAUCCGCUCCCCAGCUACACCCCUAGACAGUCUGCUGGUCACACUGCCUCAUGGCCCAACCUUACACCUUACUCCAUAUCACUUUUUUUAUCAUCUCAAGAAAUGCUUUUUGAAUGGAAUGAGUUGCCUAAGCUCGGGUUCUCAGGCAUGACUUUCAGCCACCUUAUAUGGGAGAGGCUGGGAUCAAGGGGGCAUAUGACCAGAGAGGCUUUGGCAGAGUCCCCACAUUUCUAGGCAGAAGGGCCGAUAGGCAUCACAAUUCACUGUCGUUCUUCCCCCCCCAUAAUGUCUGUGCAAGUUUUCUCUUACCCCUGCACUUGGUUAACUCGUGUUAAGCCAAAGACUGAUUCUGGAUGAGUGUGGUACUGUGUCUGCCCGUGGUGACCUCCCUGGGGGCUGGGGAGUGGACUUGUCUGAACCCUGCUUGUUAUAAGCAGGCAGUUUGGUGGUGAACUUUAUUUAUACCCUGAAUAAAUCUGAAGGACAGAGCAGAAAUACCUUGAAAAGGACUUCUCAUAGGAACAGCAUCACUGUUUCUGAUUUAGGAAAUAGGUUUAGUGCUGCAUUAGCUUCAAUGUUUCUGAAGUUAUAUAGGCAGCUUUUUAGAAUUAAAACAAGUUCAUAUCCAUUACCUGAUACAAUACACAAUUCCUUUUAUUUAUUUCUGAUAAGGAUCAGUACUUCCCAAUUUACUUACUACUCAAGAAAUGGAACCAAAGGAAUCCAACUUUUGUUGGCCACACCUGUUUGUAUUUCAUGGCAGUACUAUUAGAAACUAGGAUUUUUUUUUAAAGGAAAAUAAGAUGAAAGAUUUUUAGUGAGAUUCUCUUGCCAAUUUGUUCUACAUAAUUAAUUGUUGGGGGAAAAGCACAAUUAUACCUCUAUUUUAUGUUAUUUUGUCCUUUUCUUCAUUUAUUUGGGAAAGUGGGCAAAACUCUUUCUAUAUUAUUCAGAAGCACAGCUAUUUGCUUGACACAAUAUUUAAAUUCAGCGCAAUCUUUAACAUUAAAUUUUCUAUUUAAAUUGCUGGGAAAGCUGGAUACAUUUGCAAAUAGAGGAAAUUAAUGCAAAACUUAUAAAACCCAGUAAUAAACAUUGCAGUUAGUGAUAAUAAACACUUGGCUUACAGAAGACAGACACUCUUUGUAGUUCAUAGUGUACACUUGUUCUCAAAACAUGUCGUCCUCACAAAAUUUCUUUACCAAGAGAAAAGUAAAAUCAUGGAGCUAGGAAGACAGAAGUGCUGACAGGAAGAAGUCAGCGGCCGCCCGGAAGCAGCAGGGCCCCCCAAGGUCAGGCUGCAGUCUGAGGGCCCCAGUUAAAGAAGAGCCUUCAACAGUUCAUUACAAGAGUUUGGUCAAAUGUUUUUACUAAAUCAACUCCAAAAAUUGGUGAAUUUAAAGUUUGUUUAUCCUUCAAAGCAUGUUCAUUGGACCUGAAAAUGUUAAAAGACCAUCAAUACUAAUGGAGAAAAAGACUAAAGACCUGAAAUUUAAAAUUACUCAAAUGGGCAAGAAUUAAUGGAUCAAUUCGAUGCUAACCCAUAUGAGUUCAUUUGUAUGUCUGUGUGCUUGAAAAGCAUUUAAUAUGUGGCAGUGUUCGUGUAAUCAUAGCCCUGGCCAUUUUGAAGUCAUUUUCAGUCUUCAGAUAUUUUGAGGGCAACAUUUUAUAAACAGUAAAUCUUUCUUAGCAUUUACCUUCAUUUUUGAGAAGGAAAAAAAACCCUGCUUUGCUAUUCCUUUAAGAAGAACUAAGAUCAGCUAUUACACAGGUUUGCAUAGAUGGCACACACAGUACAAACAUGAACUUGGACAGAAAUAGGACAUAUAAAUAGUUCCAUUGUUAAAGGCCCCUGCUAAUACUAUCUGGCACAUUCUUUUCUUAAUCCAAAGAGAGUAAGUGGGGGGACACCCCUGAUAUUUCCAGUAAGAUACUUGAAAAGAUUCAAGCAGGAGGCAGGGAAUAGUUUUUUCUCAGUCAGUUCCAUUUCACACCCGUGUUUCCAUACAGUUUGUGAACUGUUGCUUUCUUUCAAUCAUCCUUAGUUGUGAAGCAGUUCCUUGUUUUGGCCCUUCUCUUGGCCUUUGCUAAAAGCGGUGAGCUUGAGUGAGUCUUCUGUCGGAUCCUGAAAUCUGGAUCCCCUUCCCUCCCUUCUUUUCUUUUCUCUCUGAAUGGUGACACCUUAGUUCAUGAGGAUGAUGCUGGUGGGUAACAGCUAGCUUCUGACACCUUCAUAAAAUACCUCAGCAUAGCUUAGCAUUGUUGCAGAACUGGUUUAAAACUGAAAACCAAAUAAAUGAAAGAAAAUAACUUUAUAAAUAGUGAAAAUAAUUCUAGCUGUAGCAUUUAGUUGAACUGAUGUUUAUUAUGAUUGAUAAAACAUGAUUGAUGCUGUAUGUAUUUGGGAUCCUGUUUAUAGGUUACAGUUUAUAGGGUUGGGGAGGGCUGGGGUGGGGGAAGAGGAGGUGUUAAUUAUGUUAGAAGGAAAACGUUGCUUUGCUCGUGCGUGUCUGUUGGUUUUUCCUUAUCUGUCUUGCCAAAGGGAACUUAACCAUCCCUGGGACAGUUUGCCCGUGGCCUGCCUGUGGUCUCACCUGCACUGCAGUGUGGUGGCGGCAGGUCACACGGGCUGGCUGUGCUGUGCGUUAGGUUCAGGGUCUCCUGGGGCGCUUGCAUCCCGUCCUGGGGCGCUUGCAUCCCGUCCUGUGGCUGCCCCGCCCCCCAGGCCCUGCCGGCUGUCCUAGGGAUUCAUUACCUCUGUAUGUAGCAAGGGCUUAGGCUGCGGAUGAAUGUGGGACUGUGUGGGCGUGUGGCCGACAAACAGGCAGGAGGAGACCUGCGCCGCUGGGGAGGUGAGUGGCACUGCAUCUUAAUCCAGGACGACUAAAGCAGGGGGGGCUCCUGGCGCCGCCCCGGCCACGUCGUUGGAGGUGCGGGUGGCACGGCCACGCUUUGAGACCUUACUUCCUUUUUUCAUGCCAAGGCUGGUUCUGUCUAGACCAGAAAUGCAAACAGCAAAACCAAACCAAGUUGAAAGCCAGCCUGCUUGCUUCACGCCUGUGACCAGGUGUGACCUGUAGGGAUUGGUUGGCUGCUGAGACUGAGGAGAGGGUGGUUCUGGGUGGGAGUGUGAGCGCCAGGGGAUGCCGGCGUGGGGACGGUUAAGCGCCCGUGGCCCCACCACACUGUCUUGGCUCCCCAAGUUCAGGUACAGGCCAAUCCAGCACGGCUGUCUUUGAAUAAACGACCCAUCUCACAGCACUAAGUGGGAUUUGGUUGGAAUAACUGUGUCAUUGUUCACCCUGACGUCUUGAAGACAGGCGGAGGGAGAGGGAGCAAACAGUUGCUGGGGUUUGGAAGAGCCUCCCUUUGUCUCUCUCCCUUCUCCGCUGCCCCCUCCCCACUUUUUGAAGGAAGUCUUGGCUGACCUGCUUGGCAAAGAGAUGCGUGCAGUUUCCCUCCGCCGGCUCUGGGGGCGGCAGGCAGGCUGGUGUAGCAGAGAUGGUCUUGGGAUUGCUGGGAAACGGGGAGGGCAAAGAUGGGGUAGAAUUCUUUCUUUUAUUUCCCUUUAUUAACACUUACAAUGGAACCAGUAUGGCCUGUUUGAGCUCAGAUGAUGUUAGAUGUGCCGUCUCUGUUCUGUCACUCAGGAAGGCGAAGUGUCUUCCAGAGCACGAUUCCUUGGAAAACCGAGGCCUUCCGUCAUCCUCCCCUGGAACUGUAUUGUUCCAGAAUGUUUUUAUACACAGGCUCUAGGGAGCUGCGUAGUUUGUUUUGGUGUAGUAUUGUUAGGACACAGAAAAAGAGAGGGAAGAGAAAUGUGUUGCUCUCUUGAAAUUCCAUCAAAAAAUGAUCAGGUUGCAGAAGUUCAUGAAAGCUUUACUAAUAAUCUCACUGUUCUGAUCUUAUGUACAAGUGGUGUUAAUAUUGUGUGACUCUUCGAAGCGCUAGGUAGGUUUGUAAGUAGGUAAUAGGGAUACCAGAGAUGAGAGCACUUGGAACAGGUUAUGGGAAAGCGAGGUGUGCACGACGGAACCCCACUUGGAGCACAGAAGGGAAAUCCCGGGGCUGGGCGGGCAGGUGCAGCUUGCAGUUCUGUGUCACCGAUCUGCCCACGCUGCACGGGGCCCAGCCACCCAGGACCACCUCCGGGUUCAAACCCCAAAACGAAUUUACUGUAAGAAAACAAGGUCUGCGGCGAAGUUCCCUGUGUUCUCUUUGUUUACUUGUUCAUCGCUGUUUUGAAUCAGCCACAGCCUCACAGAGGCGGCUUCCGGCUUCUCCCCUGACCAGGCAGCAGCACUGCGUUCUCCACCGUCAUAUCCCGGGUCUGCAGGCAGACAGCUGGAUACAGUGCUGUUGAAAAUGACACCUCUAAAUACUCCCUUAAAAAUGGGGAUCUCCUUCAAAUGAAAAAAGACAGAGCCAAGUAGGGAAAAGACUGUGCUCCCCCCACCCCCCAAGCUCUCACAGUGUCUCAAAGUCUGAAGAGUAAAGCAGGAAAUGAAAUGCACUUUCAGAAGCUAAAGUGACAGCUGUGUUAGGAGAGGCUGUGGCCCGAGGCGGGGAGGGCCCCAUGCCCUUGGUCCCAGGGCUGCACGUCUGCAGAAGGCACAUACUUUUUUCUAAGAGGAGAGCAGACCGAGGCCGGCCUGGCUGUGUUUAAACCCGCGAGGAGUUGGGAGGGGGAAGAAAGGAGGGAGGCCAGGCCUGGAACCACACUGGCUCUGGCUCCUGCCGCCCCCCCACCCCAGCUGCCGGGCCUCCCCGAGGCCAGCGGCGGGCAGGGCAGACGCCCCCCAGCUCCGCGCCUCUGCCCGAGUGGGCAUGUGGGUCCGCUCUGCCCACAGGCGGUCCCUCCCAGGAAAGCCCUCCUCCCCGGGAGACCAGGGUCGGUCCCCCUCCGCGGUAGUAGCGAAGCCUAGGUGAGUAAGCGUGGGCUGCCGCCCACCACGUCCAGGAGCUGUCUAUACCUCAUGUCUAACUCGUGACUGGGUACCUUGCUGUAACUUUCUCUAAACCCGACAGAGUUGCCAAGCCCGCCCCCCGCUCAGCCAUGCUGAGCUCUGGCCUAUAGCAUCAGGGGACCUGUAGCCUAGGGUGGGACCCCCGAACGCCUCUGAAUGUCGCUGCUGAAAAGCUACUGCAAACCAAGGGCAAAUUGCAAUCUCCGAUUCCUUCUUUGCGCGGGGCCUUCUCAGGCCACCUGCCGCCCGCCUCCCCGGCCUCCGCCCGCGGGGGCCGCCGCCCACGCCCUGUUCCUGACGCUGGCCGCAGGUCUCUGGGCACUGCCUCAUCUCCGCCGAGGCCUCAGGGUUCUGCUUAUUUUCAGGACUUUGGGUGGAAAGGAAAAGACACCAAAGGCUCCUUUACGCUGACUGCUGCAUAUACAUUUCACUUUUUUUCCUUUGACAUGACCAAAAAAAAAAAAAUCCAAAUAUUUAAGUUUUUAUUAUUAUUAUUAUUAUUAUUAUUAUUAUUUGACAAUCUUGUGUCCAGUGGGCUCUCCGGAAGCUGCAUCCCCAGCCCUUUCGCCUUUCCUUUGAAUGUAGUUCCCAGCCUUCAAUUCCCACCCCCAGUGUUAGAAGGAAAAGCUUUGCCAGGUCUAAAUACUGCUGCUAUAAGCCAGGGUAGGGGGGUUUCUUUGUUUUGUUUUGUUUUUUAAAUUUCCAGCCAAAACCAAAGAUUUCUUAAUGAUUGUAUAAACUCAAAACAAACAAAAAAACCAAAGAAAAGGGGAGUCUUCAGCAUCAAUCCGGUCUGUGGCGUCCUGGCGUUUAGAGGAGUGGGGCGGGGCGGGUAGGGGCCUCUGACCUACCAAAAGGGCAGGGGGCUCCUGCGCCCCUUCCGGACUUUGCAGGGGUGCGCACCCAGGCGCUGUGGCUCUUGCCCACAUGGGAACGUGCCCUGGAACAAAUUGGCAUUUGCAGUUUUGCAGGACCGCAUCACCACGUUAACGCACGCAACCAGCACGGUCUGUGCGGGGCCUAGGAGGGUGGGGUCUGCACGGUGCCCGCGACUCCACAGAGUGGGGGAAGUUGAAGACCCGGGGCUGGCUGCUCUGCUGGGUGCUCCACCUCCGGGCCGGGGCGGAGAGCGCUCGCCCGCGUGCCCGUCUGAGCCUUCUUUCUCUUUCCCUUUACUGGAACUGCUUGGAAGUGGCUGUCCUGUUUGUGUGAAAACACAGAACGAUUAUCAAGCUUUUCGUUUCUCCCGUAGUCUGUUUCCUUCUGGCAGCACCGCCGUGCAACUAUGCAUUCGUGUUUCACAACCUUUUGUGCUCGGUAGAUGCCUGGGGCUUUUUAACUCGGGGGUGGGGGGAUUGCGAAUAAAGGGACUUUUUACAUGGAUCUUUUUAAUCUCAGUUGAUUGGGGAGGUGGGAGGUAUUUGGUUCUAGGGUCAUACAAGCUCUAUCCCAAAGCAAAAUCCAAAUGUUAAUAAUAUUAGCCUGAUGCAGAUACCAAAGAUAAUUUCUUUCCUGCAGAACCUUAGACUUGUGUAUUAAGUACGAUUACCCAGCACUUGCAUUAGUCUAACCUCAGUAAUUCCAAAGCUUAGAUGUAUAUUUUGGUAUAUUUCUGGGAUAUUAAAAAAAAUGUCAUUUAACUUCUUGUUCGUUACAGUGUAAUGCUCUUAAAGUCAUAGCAUGAAAAUAACUGAACUGUCCUAUUCUUAGUAGUUUGAAAUAUAGUAUUUUUGUAUGUUUUGGGUGUGUGUCUAUGUAUGUAUUAACAUAACAAUUUUCACUGCCUAGGUGUUCCUAAUAAAAAAGAAAAUGAAAAAGUUCCGAGUGUACAUAAUAUUCAGUAAUAAACUUCCACCAGGUUCAGUUUCGGUUGCAUAUUUGCUGAUUACCAUUCCCAGGUGGGAUUUGGUUUUGUUUUAAAUAGACAGUGAUCCUAUUUUUCUGAAGAUGUUUUCUUUUUCUCUGUCUUUAAAUAUCUUAAUUCCUCCUACCUUUUUCUUCUCUUGCCUUUCUUUCUUUUUUUAAAUAUUGAUUCAGGGGUGUUUUUCCACUGUUGUCAAGGGAGGGACAGAAGGGGUAUUGGCCCCUUGGCCUCCCAAAACUUUUUUGUUUUAUGAACUUUAAAAUGUGAGUUUGAGUUCUCUUUUGUGGAAACUUAAGAUGUGGUGUAAAUGAUUCUUUCCAAAUUGCCCAACAGCUUUAAUGAGGCAGUGACAAUUGGUAGGUAUUUUUUGGGAGUCCUUUUACGUUUCUCCUUGGAUGGCACUGAGAACUGGGUGGCUAUUUUGUAGCCUCACUGCCCUGGAGCGCCUGGUUAGCCAUUUCCCCUCUGAUAGAUAUUUUGUAUUUCAUAAGAAUCAGCUGACAACUUGGAUGGAGUUCAGGACCUUGUUAUCUGGGUCCCUGGGAAACACAUUUUCUUGGCUUUGAAAGCCCAAAACACAAGCAGUUUUGCGUUGUGGGGAAAUUAGCUGACACCUCCCGAGGCCAGAGGUGGUGGGGAGUAUGGUGCUGCCUCUUGAACAGCGCCCUGGCCGGGGUCCCCUCCUAGGGCUGCCUGCAGGGGCCGGGCUUUGGGGAGGCGAGUAGGUGACCCCGAAUCAGAAUGAAAUGGUAGGUUUUGUGUAGAUGCAUUUGUCUGCUGUAAUUUUAUAUAUAUUAAACUAACUGUAACUGUAUAGUUCAUUUCUGUUGUAAAACAUCAUUAAACCAUUUUCCAAGUGUU